Messenger RNA from Plenodomus lingam JN3, 150 nucleotides. NCBI's taxonomy places the organism in Eukaryota, Fungi, Ascomycota, Dothideomycetes, Pleosporales, Leptosphaeriaceae. The record is from RefSeq and is a predicted model, not a curated record.
AUGCGUCGCUCUAUACUUACUCUUGAGUUCGCCGGAAAUAUUAUCACUAUCAGAAAGAUUAUGAAAAUUGCAAUGAAGCCUUUAUGGAAGGCGUCUUUGAGCUUGCGGAAAGUGAAUGCGCGAACUUUCCACAAAAAUUCCAGGAGAUGA